Hydatigera taeniaeformis is the source of this 2598-nucleotide messenger RNA. The record is from the annotation of a GenBank genome assembly. Lineage: Eukaryota; Metazoa; Platyhelminthes; Cestoda; Cyclophyllidea; Taeniidae.
AUGCGGGAGAUAGAGACGGUAGAGGAUUUCGACAACUUGUGCCAGAGUUCAGCAUCCGUAGACAAAAUUUUGGUUGUCGAUUUUUAUGCCGUAUGGUGUCGUCCAUGUUCUCGAGCAAGUCCACUAUACGAGAAACUCAGUUACCGUUAUCAUUAUACUGAUGUAUAUUUUGUCAAAGUAAACGUGGACACUUGCGUCGAACUGACUCAUAGAGAGCUUAUAACCUCCCUCCCGACAUUUAAGCUUUACAAGGACGGUUCCUGUAUUGGUACUUUUACGGGUAAUCGUACACAUCUCUUACUUAUGAAUUUUCUUAAAGGCGGUAAUAUGGAUGUAUUGGAAAAAGCAAUCGAUGAGGCGUAUCUGGAUGAUUCGAUUAAAGAACUUUCGUCCAAUUCAUUAUCUCCCACGUUUCAAAAGGCUAAAGCAAAGCUCUUGAGCGUAGCUAACAUCGCUGCUGCAAAAGUUGCUGUUGGCAAAUCCUUUGAGAUAAACUUAUCUGACCCGGUCUUCGAAAAGUACUUCCUUGUCACUCCUGGCUGCAUGCAGUUCCUAUUUAGGAUGGGAUUUCAGGUGCCCAUCAUGUGUACAGAGUUAACGGAAUCCCUUAUGCUACCUGCAAAUUCCAGUCGUCAACACCUCAACAAACUAAUUCGACAACUUCGGGGUCCGCCACCUCCCAGAAUUUCUCCCAAUGACAAUGCUCUACUUUCAAAGCUGGAGAACUAUCGCCAUGAUGUUAGCCUAUAUGCUAACCCUGCUUACCAGGCGUUGGCUCGGAAGGCCGUUCCUCUGGAUAAUCUCCUUAAAGAGGCUUUGGGGUUAAGUAGAGCCUCUCGUACAAACGUUGGUUCCUAUAGUCUUCUACGGGCUUUGUUGCGCUGGUUCAAAGAGGACUUCUUCACCUGGGUGCAGGAUCGAGUCUGUGACAAAUGUGGCUCCAUCAUGGUUGCGAAAAUUGGUCCGCCUACUGAAGCUGAGUCUGUGGAGGGCUCAGCUCACAUAGUGGAGAUCUUCACUUGUCCUACUUCCUCCGCGCAUCCGCAGCAGCGCUUCCCACGAUUUAAUAAUCCUGCAAAGCUCUUGCAGACCAAGGAGGGGAAGUGUGGCGAAUGGGCUGGAUGCUUCUGCUUCAUUCUUGCCUCAUUAAGAAAGCCAGGUGGGGGUGAUAAAAAAACAAGUAGCAAUGCUGACGAAGCUGAAGGAGCUCCCUGGUUUCCAGGAGUUCGUUUGGUUUUCGAUGUCUCGGAUCAUGUCUUUUGUGAGGUUUGGCUAACCGACCUGGAAGAUCUUCCUCAGGACAAAGCUGCUUCAACCAGCGGAGGUCGUUGGGUUCAUGUUGAUCCCUGUGAAGGUCUAGUUGAUGUUCCAUUGGUCUAUGAGCAAGGCUGGAAAAAGAAACUUUCCUAUAUGUUUGCAUUUACGGUUCCGCCUCCUACAAAAAAUGCCUUACUUCGCUACGAAGGCGUGGAUGUUACAGACGUGGUUUGGAAGUAUUCCACCGAUUUCAAGGCUGUUUGUCAACGUCGGAAAAGUAUCUCUGAGAGUCGACUGGCGCGCUAUCUCGCUCAAGUUCAUGACGAAGCCGCUCAAGCCAUUCCUGGCUACGAAGACUCGCCUCUUGGCCUCCCUACAACAGUUCAGGAACUCGCUGUCAUGAUGGUUCCUCCUAGACCCUCGUUGGAGUCACUUCAAGGUCGAAGGUCGGGGUCGGAAUCAUGGAGACGCUCUCGUCUUGAAUUUGGCAUUGUUCCGCUUCCUUGGGAGGGCUCGGGGUUUGUGAUCACCCCAACACCAGCUGAACUUUCGCGAAAUUGCAUCUACAUUCGUUACAAUUGUGCCCUCGACGCUUAUGCAAGACCCUUUCACAAAGAGGUAUCAGUAACAACUGACGAUGAUAGCGAGGGGUCUUCUCGAAGAUCAUCUGAAGGGCCGAAGUACCUUAAGGAGGUGUAUAAAGAGAAAUGGACCUCCAUGGCUCUUCGAUGGCGAAACAUCGCAAGAAAGGUUGAAAAGGAUUGGAAGAUGGUUUACCUGGCUCGUAAAGCGGGUUGUCAGAGCUAUGAAGAUGGGGUGGUCGAAUGGCUUGUAGAUCUAUCCGACACGGAGUAUUCUGUGAGGUCAGUGACAUUGUUUGCUACCAUGGCGAUCUUCGAGGAACGCUCCAAAGUGACUUUGGAUGUCACUACUGACACAUCAAAGAGUCGUUCUCUUUCUGCGGGAUCGGCGCCGCUUUCGGCGUGUGCGGAUUUUGCCGGUGCAAAACAGGUACGGUUGACCGCGCGCUUGUGGAAUGAGUUGGAGAACACAGACUCCUCCGUGUGGCAGAAAUCGCAGAUCUUCCGUCAGAAGGAAACCGAUCAUGAAACAUGGCCUUUGGAGUUCAAGGUCUUGUUGGAAAAGGAUAAAGAGAACAAAGGGAAGAAUGAGAGUUGGGGCGAUCGCUAUUACACUGAAGAAGGCAUCACCAAUGGCCUGGAAGGUGAGUCCGUGUUUUCUUCGUUGAAUUUUAUGAUGCUUGAAAGGCGUGAAUUCACCUGGAAGACGAGGAGGAGGACGCUGGUUGUCAUACUCAAUGAUGGAGAUGCUCUGCCUUGA